UUCUCUUCCCAGAUGGUGUUUGCCUCAGAUGAUACUCUUGCUCCUGGUCUAGGGACCACAUCUCUCCCACCAGAUGCAUCAACAACAUGGGACCCAGAAACAAAACAGACGUUUCAGAAUUUCUUCUCAUGAGACUGACAGAGGAUCCAGAACUGAAGACCAUACUCUUCAGCCUGUUCCUGUCCAUGUACCUCGUCACCGUCCUGGGAAACCUGCUCAUUGUCCUGGCUGUCAUCUCUGACUCCCACCUCCACACACCCAUGUAUUUCUUUCUCUCCAAUCUUUCCUUUACUGACAUCUGUUUAAGCACAACCACAAUCCCAAAGAUCCUGGUGAACAUCCAAAAACAGAAUCAGGGCAUCACUUAUGCAGGCUGCAUCAGCCAGAUCUGCUUUGUCCUGACUUUUGUUUGUUGGGAAAAUUUUCUCCUUGCCGUAAUGGCCUAUGACCGCUAUGUGGCCAUUUGCCAUCCACUGAGGUACAGAGUUAUCAUGAACCCCCGACUCUGUGGACUGCUGAUUCUACUCUCCUUGUUCAUUAGUAUUGUGGAUGCCUUGCUCAACAGUCUGAUGGUGUUGCGACUGUCCUUCUGCACAGACCUGGAAAUCCCUCUUUUCUUCUGUGAAGUUGUUCAGCUCAUCAAGCUUGCAUGUUCUGAUACCCUCAUCAAUAAUGUUCUGAUAUAUUUUGCUGCUAAUGUAUUUGCUGGUGUUCCACUUUCUGGAAUAAUUUUCUCUUAUAUUCAAAUUGUUUCCUCUAUCUUGAGAAUGUCAUCAUCAGGGAGAAAGUAUAAAGCUUUUUCCACUUGUGGGUCUCACCUCUCAGUUGUUACCUUGUUCUAUGGGACAGCUUUUGGAGUGUAUAUUAGUUCUGCAGUGACAAACUCUUCCAGGAAGAUGGCAGUGGCUUCAAUGAUGUACACUGUGGUCACUUCCAUGAUGAAUCCCUUUAUUUACAGCCUGAGGAACAGGGACAUGAAGGGAUCCUUGAGGAAACUCAUUGGUAGGAUACCUUCUUUCCUGUGAUUGUGUCAUCUAAUUUAGGCUGGGUUCACUAGAAUGAGCCAGAAUGCCUGACUCCUCCAUCACCAAGUUCUUCUUAAAUGAAUAGGUAUUAUGAUGGCUAAGUGCACUUUAACUGAGGGUGAAACCUGACUUGCUCUUUGUCUAGCUGUGUGAUGUUUGACAAAUGAUUUCCAUUGUCUAAGAUAAGUUUCUUUGUUCAGGCUUCAUAGAAGCUGAAUCUGAGGCAGGAGUUUCUUGGUAUAGUAAUUUUGUGAGAAUGUUCUCAGCACAAAGGAAGUGAAAGGAGGUGGAUAGGUCAGGGAAAAGACUUAAACAGGGCUGUGGUCAUCGCAGAGACUAGAUUCUGCCUGAUCCCAUGGAUAGCGCCAUGUGAAUUGCACCCAACAGUUAAGCCUACUAUGAGAUGUGGUGGCUGAUCUUUCAUACCUUACUUCAGUAAUUACUGACAAUGGUCAGUGGUAAAUUGUACAUGUGCAACAUUAGCAUCCACAAUACUCAGCUUCAUCAUCUGUAAAAUCACUGUGAUUAGGUUAUAUGAGUGGUUUGAAAUGAUUGUGAGAUAUUUGAACUUGAUGAGUGAGGCAGACUUAGUUUCUAACAAGAGAAAGAAAUCUUGACUCUAAUAUGCUCAAACAAUAAAGAGAGUUUAUAAAAGAGAGAGUUAUCUUUCAUUACAAGGACUUGAGAGGUAGGGAAUGUACAGGAGUGAGAGAGUAGAGAUUUGUUCAGUCCUCUAUGAAGUCACUUCAGUUAGGGCUGGUUCCCUUCAUGAAGCCAGAUAACUGCAACAGAUGCAGGUCUCAAUCAUAUAUAGACAUGAUUCCUGGAGACAGGAAACUGAUUGUCCUUCCCUGAGCCUAUUAUUAAUAGAGGAUCUAUAUAUAAUAGACAUUUCCAUGGCAUUAUCCAUUAGACAUCACCUUUAAUCUCAUCACCGAGUGUAGGAUCAUGUGCCACCUACUUAAUCUAAUUCUUGGUGUGAGGAAAAUGAUUACAACAAGAGCCUUAGACUGACCAUAUGGAGUGCAACUCCUGUUGGCAAGUCCACCUCCAUAAGCACUACAAACACUUAGGACAAUGCCUGGCACCUAGUAAGUACUCAAUAAAAUUUAACUACUAUCAUUGUGUUCCAUAUCUUGCCUAUAUUCUUAAGUCUUGUAAUCCUGUUGGUCUCUCAUAUUUUCACCACUUGCUUCAGCAGUUAGAUUUGUAUUCUGUUAUUGUUAUAUUUAUCAGUUGCUUUUUUCUAGUCUGAGUAAUGUAAUAAAAUAAAUAAUUAUGUAGGCAGGAAAAGGUAAGUAAUCUUCUAGCAUCUUAUUUGCUUUGAAACCUUGUUGAUCUAUUUGUAAGAAUGUAUCUGAGUUUUCACUUCUCCCCUUAGUCAUCUUGUAUGGCUGUGUUUCUUACGCAUCUCUGGUGGAGUCCACACAGAGAAACAUAAUUCAAUAAAAUUAAUUGUAUCGUUGAUGUCAUAGAGGACUGUGUGCAGUCUUAGGGCUCUAAUGCAAAACUUUUUAAUGUGUUUAUUAGGAAAGUUAUUUU
This is a messenger RNA of Diceros bicornis minor, 2567 nucleotides long. RefSeq names its product olfactory receptor 7G2-like. Bases 87 to 1025 code for a protein of 312 amino acids. Gene Ontology annotation, biological process: G protein-coupled receptor signaling pathway. Gene Ontology annotation, cellular component: membrane. NCBI's taxonomy places the organism in Eukaryota, Metazoa, Chordata, Mammalia, Perissodactyla, Rhinocerotidae. The transcript has a single exon. The record is from RefSeq and is a predicted model, not a curated record. Gene Ontology annotation, molecular function: olfactory receptor activity; G protein-coupled receptor activity.